AUGUCUCUUGAACGCAAAGUCUUGCAGAUCAUUGUUGUUCUGUUCUUUACUCUGUCUUCAUUAAGCUGCAACUCCAAUGGUAAAUUGAUCCUGGCGGGAUCUGCAGCUUUUGAGUCCAGCGGUUUCUCCAUGUUAACGAACACCACGAAGCAUUCUUACGGCCAAGCUUUCAGCCAUGAAGCCGUUGUCAUCAAGAACUCGUCUUUCUGCUUCGACUUCCUCUUCGGAAUCGUCCCUGAGCUUAACCAGCAAGGCUCACACGGUAUGGCUUUCGUUAUCUCUCCCACAAGAGGCCUACCUGGAGCUUCCUCCAAUCAAUACCUCGGGUUGUUCAACGAGACAAACAACGGUAAGUCCUCGAAUAACCUGAUAGCUAUCGAGUUAGAUAUACAUAAAGACCAAGAGUUUGGAGACAUUGAUGAUAAUCAUGUUGGGAUUAACAUCAAUGGCUUGAGGUCUGUUCUCUCUGCUCCUGCUGGUUACUAUGAUGAUGAAGAUGGAAGCUUUAAGAAUCUUUCUUUAGUCAGCGGAAAGGUAAUGCGGCUUACGAUCGUUUAUAGCCAACCGGAUAAACAGCUCAAUGUCACCUUAAGCCCUGUUGGGUCCUCUGUUCCGCCGCUGCAACAACCGCUUUUGUCUUUAAACCGAGAUCUCUCGCCCUAUUUUUUGGACGAGAUGUAUUAUGGCUUCACGGCAUCGACCGGAUCGACUGGAGCAAUCCAUUAUAUGCUGAAUCUGUUCACUUCUCUAGAAGCCGAGCAUACAGCUCUUGAUAUAAGCGUGAUCCCCAUCCUCCCUCCAUACCCGGAUAAGGUGUCUGUUAGAACAAGGACGGUUUUAGCAGUCUUCUUAACGUUGGCCGUUAUCGCUGCAUUUAUCGCCUCGUGGAUCGAGGUUCUUGAGGAAUGGGGGAUUCAGUAUGGACCUCGUACAGAGAUUUUCAAUGCUACAAAGGGUUUCAUGGAGAAACAGCUUCUUGGAAGAGGAGGUUUUGGUCAAGUCUAUAAAGGAAUGCUUCCGGUUUCUGAUGCAGAGAUCGCUGUGGAACUCACUUCCAAUGGUUCAAGUCAAGGGUUUGAGCGAGUUUCAAGCUGA
Messenger RNA from Thlaspi arvense, 1095 nucleotides. NCBI's taxonomy places the organism in Eukaryota, Viridiplantae, Streptophyta, Magnoliopsida, Brassicales, Brassicaceae. The record is from the annotation of a GenBank genome assembly.